AUGGAAGGUAACGGCGGUAGAAGCGGUAGAAGAAACGACUCUAUCAGCAGUGUCAUGUCUCUGGGCGCUGACAACACCUCGCCCUCAUGGGCAGACGACNAAAAUGCACCUGCCGAUCAGAGAUCUUCACGUGCAGAGCAGAACCUCGAUCAUGAGGCAUCUGUGCACAUGCUAUCACAAUAUGCCCAUGAGGAGCCUUCAUAUAUGGAUGGCUCGAACACCUCUGAGACUGACCAAUCCGACAUGAUGAGCCCUCUGGAGAUGCGCCACGCUAUCUUUGAGUUGCUCGAUGAGCUCCCCGAGACCGCCACAGUUGACCUCGUCACCCCUUACCAGAGAGCCGCCAUGCUCNCCCCUGUCACCCAGGACUCACUCUGCGAGUUGGAUGUUGGACGCAUCAUCAACAACCCCAAGCUGCGCCACGAUGUCAACUUCGACCGCGAACUCCAUUUCAGACCCAACCUCGACGGAUCAAGAGGCAAGCAGAAGCUCAAGUCAGCUGACGAGUACUGGAAGGCCUUGUUGGCCGAGCUGGAGAUCUACAGAGCCGUCGGCUUCCGUCUCAUGACUAGCAGAAGCGCAGAGGAAUUGGAGUACUGGACUUGCAUGAUCAAGGCCAACCAGAUCAGACUGCCAGGAGUCUUCAGCACCAUCUACGAAAUUCUCAAGACUCUUGUGCCCGACCGUGACCAAGCCAUUGUUGCAGAAAGACUCGACGUCGAAAUGAUCAUGCAGCAGAUCUGCAAGGGCGUCUUCGAUCUUCUGGAUCUGGCCCAGUGGUUGGCCACCAUCUUGAAGGCACACUGCGCCCCUAUGAGAGAUGAAUGGAUUGACCAGAUGGUUGAACAGACCACCAAGGGCGUCCAGGAGGGCGAUCAGAAGGCUGUUGUUGUCGGACUCAGACAGACUCUGGCCAUUCUCGAGGCUAUGAAGCUGGAUGUCGCCAACCACCAGAUUAGACAUCUUCGCAGCCUCUUGAUCGACGACACUGUGAACUUUCAGCAGAAAUACCACGUCCACAAGAUCGCUGCAAACAAGUUCAAGGUCGAUGGCGCACGCAAUUGGUUCAAGGAAGAGCAGACUAUCCUCAGCGGCUGUAACCUCGCCCCAACCCCUCUGGAGACAUUCGCUUCGGCUGUCCUCCGCUCCUUGCUCUCUCCGAGCACUAUCCCCCACUUUCCCGACACAUUCCACCUCGACUACGAACGCCUCCGCCUUCUUCGCAGUGAUCUACACAACAUGAUCCAGAUGGAAAUGUGCUGCAACGCUUUCGAUGUUCUCAUCAAGGACAAGGCCGAUGAGAUUACUCGUGCUACUGGCAAGAAGACGCUCCAGGCCAACAUUACUGAUAUCAUCGGUGAUUCUCGCCUCUACCUUGAGAACCUCGAGAAUAUUUCUGCCGAGAUCGUUCGCCUCGUCCUCCAUCUGGAAGGUGCCAGUAUCGCCUUCGACUCCGACAUGAUGAGCAUUGUCGAGCACCACCUUCGCGCCGAGCUGCCCCUUGCUUCUUCUGCUUUCGGCAUUCAGCUUCAGAAAAUCCUCGACACUGAGCUUCCCAGAUUGUGCAACGCUGUCAACUCCAGCUCAAGACUUCCUCUUCUGGCUCUUCACGAUGUUAUGCUUCCUCCCAUCCAAUCUGCCGGCAAGCGUGCUCCUGCCAAGGCCAUCGCCGAACCACUCCUCGACGAGAUCCUCAAGCGCAUUACCCACCUCGCUGUGAUUCACUGGCACGUUUGGUCGCCCAUCGUCUACGACCCUCAGGUCGAGGCAGACUCGACUCCCCUUGGCUCGCCUGGCAACAACCCAGACACAUCUUCCAUGAACACCACUGCUACCUCGCCUAGCUCGAUCGCCUCGACUCCCGAGAUGCAGAGCCAGGGCAGUGGCUUCACUCAUCCCUCUGGCCCUUCUAUUACCAAUGGUCGCUCCCAGAAGUAG
Aureobasidium vineae is the source of this 1938-nucleotide messenger RNA. NCBI's taxonomy places the organism in Eukaryota, Fungi, Ascomycota, Dothideomycetes, Dothideales, Saccotheciaceae. The record is from the annotation of a GenBank genome assembly.